CGAAUAUAGUGCGUGAACUUCAAUAUAAGUACGACUACAUCGGUCACGCAAUUGACUUGCUAUGUUUAGCUUGGAUCAAUAGACGUUGUGAUGUAAUGUGGAUAUUGGUGGAAUUGAAAGUGUUCGUUAAAGAUUGCAUGUUGUAUGGUUUGGGGGCGUGCCAAAAGAUUCACGGAUGUCUGGAAAUGGCCUACUGCAUGUGGUUAAGAAGUGGGUGGGGAGCUGCAAAAAUGUAUAGCACAGGAAGGGUGUUACUUCCAGAAGGAAAGUGCCCAGACCUCAGGAAUCCUCAGAUAAUGAGUAAUGGUGGGAUCAGAGACAAUGCAAUGAUGCAAGAACAUGGAAUCUUGCAAUGGCACACUGACAUCAGAAAGUGGUGCUGCUACCACCAUCACAGCCACCACCACAACCACCGCCACCAUCUCAGUGAGCAGUGGAGGUGCCCAUGUGGGGGAAGAUGAAGACUCCAACUUUGAUCGUCUGACUCAGAUAUUGCCAGAAUGUUUUGUCAGUGUCAAGCUUGAAAAUAACGAGGACACCUGUGCCACAGAGACAUCUGCUAACACAGUUUCACUUACACAAGACACUAUACCACAAGAAACUCCAUCAGGGUGUUCUGAAGUUUCAAGUGAGCCAGCACCAUCAAGGUUAGCAGUGAACAUGCAGAACUCUCAGCACACAUCCGCAACUGGAAGUCGCAUUGCUCCCUGUUUUCACCACAGGGGGAUGACUGGGUGCUCUGCGAUACCAGAAUUACCUCCCUGGCUUCAGCAUUGUUACACCGCAGGACAGAUAUCAAGUGGUGAGAGUGUUCAACAAGGAUCUCAGCACUUCCACCAAUCUGCAACAUAUCUGGGUCAUGAAGGCCCCAUCAUUCAAGGAGACAGAUCUUUGAAACCUGGAGGGGGUGUUUGUCGUCUAGAUGGUACUCCUGCUGGGAUUGGUGGCCUUUCAAAUGGUGAUGUGUGUGAUUCUAACACUUUCCUCAAUUAUGUUUUGAACCAGCAGAGGUCAAGUGGAAUUUUCUUAUUUGACCCCAUCCGUUCCCUUCAUCCUAAUGACUCAAACACAGAAACAACAUCAACAGCAUCUGCACAUGAAAGUAGUACAAAUACAGAUUCUAGUAGGCAUCAGAAUCUCAGCCAGAAACAUGCCAUCGAUUCCUCAGUCAAACAUAAUUCCCCACCAUCUGUUAUUCCUCCAGUUGAGGGUAAUCCUGCACGUCGUGAUGCUGCUACCAAUACUGUCUCAAAAUACUUACAAACAAUACCUUUGCUGCCCAUCCAUGCUGAUGCGAAGACCAAUACUGGUGACCACUCAGACGAUAGGGAUAUACUUGUAACUCGGACGCAGUCCAAAGCAUGCCACUUACAUCAUUGUACUAAAUGUAUUAUGUCAAAAAUUACUUACAUGUGUCAUGAAGAGAAAUCAUUGCAAGCACAGGAUGAAAGCACAGGCCAGAACUUAACUGCUAGCUUUACUGUAGGUGCUGCAUGUCACAAAGUUAUGAACAUGAGGAAUUGCUCUACUGCUGGCUGUACUAAUCAUGUUCCAGACGCUAAAGCUGAAAAUGGGAAGUUACACACCAACUUCGUCAUUGUCAGUACAGAUGGAAAUGGUGACUUAAACCCUCAUCAGGAGCAGCAGUGCAGCCAUGGACCUUGUUCUUGUUCAGUGGAAAAUACUAAUGUUGUAGGUCAUACUAUAAAAACUGAAGGUUUGUCAGCUCAUAGCUUUACAGACGCCGACAAUAUUGGCAAAUUUGGCAACAUGCAAUUAGGCCGUGAAAUUGUUUCAGAUUGCAAGUGUAUGAAUGAUUGUGGUAAUAUGUGCAUUAAGGACAAUCGUAGAUUGCAUUAUGUUGAUAUUGAUAGGCCAUUUACUUGUGAGAUAUGCUUCAAGAACUAUCCUACAAGCACUGCAUUAAUGAACCAUAUGAGGUACCAUCGUGGACAGCGGCCGUAUCAGUGUGAAGUGUGUAACAAGGCUUUUGCAACAAAUUCUCAUCUCGUUACUCACCGCAGAGUUCAUACGGGUGAACGGCCUUUUCAGUGCAGGCUGUGCAGACGCAGCUUUGCAGACCGCUCGGCAUAUGUCAAGCAUGAACGUACUCAUGGUCCUAAUGGAACGAUAAUCAAGAGAUACAAAUGUGAUGAGUGUGGUAAUUCAUUUGUAGAUUCUUGUGGAUUGAAAAAACAUGUUCGGAUUCAUACUGGAGAGAGACCAUAUUGUUGUUCUGUAUGUCAGAAAACUUUUUCAACAAGUUCAACCUUUGUUGCCCACAAGAGGAUUCAUAGUGGAGAAAGACCAUACAAGUGUGAAAACUGUGACAAAAUGUUCAUCACCAAGUCUCAUCUCUUGACUCACCGACGAACACACACGGGUGAAAAACCGUUCAGCUGCCAGGUGUGUAACAGAGCAUUUGCAGAUGGAUCAAGUUUCCGCCGUCAUGAGCGUCUCCAUACAGGUGAGAAUAGACAUACUUGUGAUAUCUGUGGUAAGGGCUUCCCAUUUGAUACGUCAUUGGCGAGGCAUAAACAGAGUCACAUACCUGGCACACCUACAUAUGUGUACAUGGUGUGAAUUAUUUAAAUUUGUGUGUUAGGGUGCAUCGCUUAGUAGAAAACAUGAUUAGCGACUGAUACAGUUUGUUCUGUAGGCAAGAUGUUGACGUUCCUCUGUGUUAAGAACUGAAUAGCAAACGAUUUCUUCUAAAGGUUGUAAUCUCGGAGAAGUACUAAUGUGUUUAUGUUGUUUAACAGCGAAGUAGAAUGUAUCAAUAUCUGAAGAUGUGUGUAUGAUUAAUAAUUAUCAUGCAUUUUUCUUACUUUCAUAUUAUAAUUUACUUCAGAGUAAGUUAGAAUGUGUGAAUACACAACUGACACCAGUCGCAUUGAAUUUGUGGCUUACACACGUGUGCAGAGAAAAUGUAUGCCAUAUCUGUAUUAUAAAUUGGUUUUAUUAAACAAUUAAUGUUGAAGGUUA
This is a messenger RNA of Cryptotermes secundus, 2985 nucleotides long. Its product is annotated as zinc finger protein 2 homolog. The transcript has 5 exons. Gene Ontology annotation, biological process: regulation of transcription by RNA polymerase II. NCBI's taxonomy places the organism in Eukaryota, Metazoa, Arthropoda, Insecta, Blattodea, Kalotermitidae. The record is from RefSeq and is a predicted model, not a curated record. Gene Ontology annotation, molecular function: DNA-binding transcription activator activity, RNA polymerase II-specific; RNA polymerase II cis-regulatory region sequence-specific DNA binding. The coding region runs from base 340 to 2583 and encodes 747 amino acids. Gene Ontology annotation, cellular component: nucleus.